AUGUCCGGAACAAGCGGUGUGCCGCAUCUCAGCAGGAGGAUCAGCGAGUGUUUACCAGGAAAUCAGUUCCAGAGUGACUCCAGCAGCGAGGAUGAGUACAACCGCAAGAUCGAAGUCGUCUUUGAUUCUGAUAGCGCCCGCCGCCGCAAGUCCUCCGUGGUACUUUCGGAUCAUCCUGAGAUAGAAGUACCAAUCAGACACCGGUCACAACGAACGAAAUCCCAAUGCAUGGUUCAUAAGUUGGUGGAGAAAACCACCCUCGGCCAACAGCCCCAAGUGGAAUCGAAACUGGAACAAAUAGACGAGGUUGAUACACCGCCGUCAACGGCACGAAAUGGAGACAAGUCCAGCAGGGAGGAGUUACGCGCGACAGAAUCCCGGUUGCUGACAAAGAAGCAAUUGAGCGAUAUGGCCAUGAGCGUCAGAUCUCUGGCCAAAAAGUUGUCCAACCUCAAGGUUAAACUCAAGAUCCGCUCGAUUUUUCUGCUCACAAAGGUGUACGAUAAGACUUUGAUUGUUAAGACCAGAGAAGUCGCUCGCUGGUUACUGUCUAAGGACAGGGCGGUUCCAUACAUUGUGUAUGUGGAAGAGACGAUGAAGGACAACCAGCAAUUUGAUGCCCAGGGCCUGAUCGCCGAAGAUCCUUCCUUCAAAGACCGGUUGAAGUACUGGACCGUUGACCUGGCCCGCAAGCAUCCACACACCUUCGACUUUGUCAUCACACUCGGUGGUGAUGGAACAGUGCUAUAUGCGAGUUGGUUAUUCCAGAGAGUGGUACCUCCAGUACUGGCCUUUUCCCUGGGUUCCCUAGGGUUCUUGACCAAGUUCGACUUCGGCGACUACCAGCAUACACUUUCACAAGCGCUUAAGGAUGGCGUCACUAUCAGCCUACGAUUGCGCUUUGAAGGAACUGUGAUGCGAUGUCUUAGACGAGAUGAUGACGCCGAGGUCCGAGAUAUCGUUGAAGAGUUGAUUGGAGAGGAAACAGACGACCGAAACACCCAUAGACCCGAUGGUACCUUUGAGAUUCUGAAUGAUAUCGUCGUCGACAGGGGUCCUAACCCGACCAUGUCGACUAUCGAGCUAUUUGGUGAUGAGGAACACCUGACGACCGUCCAAGCAGACGGCAUCUGUGUGGCCACACCCACCGGUUCCACCGCCUACAAUCUUGCUGCGGGCGGAUCGUUGUGUCAUCCUGAAAACCCCGUGAUACUAGUGACGGCCAUUUGCGCGCACACUCUUUCAUUCAGGCCUAUCAUUCUGCCCGAUACUAUCGUUCUUAGGCUAGGCGUGCCGUAUGACGCUAGGGCAAACUGUUGGGCGAGCUUUGAUGGGCGAGAGAGAAUUGAAUUAUUCCCGGGGGAUUAUGUGACCAUCUCAGCGUCACGUUACCCGUUUGCAAAUGUAAUGCCACCGGGUCGACGGAGUGAAGACUGGGUGAACAGUAUAUCAAGAACUCUACAGUGGAACUCUCGGCAGCGACAAAAAGCAUUCCAGGAGUGGGAUGGCGAUAUAGGGACUUCGAAAGAGAAAUCGAAGAAUAACCGGCAGCAACAGAAGGCCGAGGAUGGGCAGGAUCAUACACGCGGUGAAGAGGGCCGGUCCGGAUCGCAUAAGAUUUGA
Molecule: messenger RNA, 1623 nt
Organism: Exophiala dermatitidis NIH/UT8656
Lineage: Eukaryota; Fungi; Ascomycota; Eurotiomycetes; Chaetothyriales; Herpotrichiellaceae
Product: NAD+ kinase
Exons: 4
Coding region: 1-1623 (540 amino acids)
Biological process (GO): NAD+ metabolic process; NADP+ biosynthetic process
Molecular function (GO): NAD+ kinase activity
Source: RefSeq, a predicted model, not a curated record